Cicer arietinum (chickpea) is the source of this 977-nucleotide messenger RNA. RefSeq names its product actin-depolymerizing factor. Gene Ontology annotation, biological process: actin filament depolymerization. The record is from RefSeq and is a predicted model, not a curated record. Gene Ontology annotation, cellular component: actin cytoskeleton. Lineage: Eukaryota; Viridiplantae; Streptophyta; Magnoliopsida; Fabales; Fabaceae. Gene Ontology annotation, molecular function: actin binding.
GGAUGUGGUAAGUGGAAACGCAAGCAAGAAAGAAGUGAACAAAAGUGGGGCCCAUGGGCGGUGGAGUGUGUUGCAUUAUUCAUGCUUCCUCAAUUCUGUUAUGGUUAGCGUUCUCUCAACGCACCGCCCCACUCUUUUUUAAUUAUUUGUAUUUAUAAAACGACACCGUAGUGUCUUCUCUAAUUAAGUCUCAUUUCCAUUUCCAUAUACUCAAAUUCAGUACUCUUUCAUUCCUUCAAUUCCAUGUCUUUCAGAGGUCUCAGCCGGCCCAAUGCUUCAUCAGGCAUGGGUGUUGAUGAGAACAGCAAAAACAUCUUCAUGGAAUUGAAGACAAAGAAGGUCCAUCGUUAUGUGAUCUUUAAGGUUGAUGAAAAGAAAAGGGAGGUUGUGGUUGAGAAGACUGGUGGUCCUGCUGAGAGCUAUGACGAUUUCGCUGCAUCUUUGCCUGAGAAUGAUUGCAGAUAUGCUGUGUUUGACUUUGAUUUUGUCACUUCUGAGAACUGUCAAAAGAGCAAAAUCUUCUUCAUUGCAUGGUCUCCUUCAACGUCUCGAAUCCGUGCCAAGAUGCUCUAUGCCACAACUAAAGAAAGGUUUAGGCGCGAGCUAGAUGGUGUCCAUUAUGAAAUCCAGGCUACUGACCCUACAGAAAUGGAUCUCGAAGUGCUGAGGGACCGAGCACAUUGAGAUGUUUAUGCAAUUAUUGAUUUUCUCAUCAAAAUCUACUAUUUUUCACUUUUAAUGAACUACCUCUCCUUGAUUUAUCUGUUACAAAACCCAUCUUGCCACAAAAAUGUACCUCCAAUAAUAUGAAUCUGGAUUCUGGAGGCUGAUGAUGGGUUUAAGCUUUUAGCAGCUACUGUUGUAUAUUCCAGCCUGCUUUACUGUAUUGUUUGAGCUUGAUAUUAUGGAUCCAGAUAUCUUGGACACUAAAAUCCCUUGUUAUUAAUUUGAUGGUUGUCACCUUGGUUUCUGUAGAA